This is a messenger RNA of Spirometra erinaceieuropaei, 5834 nucleotides long. Lineage: Eukaryota; Metazoa; Platyhelminthes; Cestoda; Diphyllobothriidea; Diphyllobothriidae. The record is from the annotation of a GenBank genome assembly.
AUGAGCGAGUCCAUAGCGGAUGCACACUCAGUCACCUCUCAACCUGGUUCCGACGAAGGCGCAGUCGUCACCACAGCCGUUCCAUCUACUAGUCCGGCGGACGAGAAAACGGACAGUCAUUGCGGCGUAAACAAGAUUGCCAGCCUUGGACGACAGUUAAGGUCAAAGAAGGUACGGACGACGACCACCAACGUCUCAACGCCGGCCCCCCGAUGUAGAUUGAGUACUUCCCGUCACCCUCCCUCCCUCUCCGUCCGCCACAGUCCCUGUGUGCAGGCACUGAUGACCACUAAAGCUGAUCCACCGCCCUCCACCCUUCUUCCGGCGAGAAGACGCUCUAGGACUCCCUCCCCGCCCCUUCCUCCCUGCCGCCCUGACUUCGUAUGUAAGAAAAAAACCCGUCUUGACAUGACUGUCACCCACCUAUAAAUACUGUGAGGCUCGAUACCACACUCACCUCCGACGAUGGAAGCUUGUAUGCUAUUGAAACGUCAGGACAGUAAAACUAUGGUUCCCGAGAUCGCCUUUCCUUCUGAUUUAUGCCCGGGAACGCGCAUCUUCGCUUCUAUGAGUAUAUAUAUAUAUAUGUAUCAAGUGAAUAAUUUCAGGAAUUAAUCAGUGCAGGACUUGGAAAUAAACCUCCGGGACAUGACUUUUUAGGGUCAGAACCGAAAAUUCAAUGAACAUUUGAGUCGAAGACAAUCAACUACUGUGGAAUAACCACGUAAUGCCCAUUCUACAAACAAGUAGUACUACGAGUAGUAUGAAUUCCAUAUGGUAAAGGUAUUAUACCGUACUCCCGACAUAGAUACUUGCUAAAAGCCCAGACAUAUGUUUCGCCGAUAUUCUGCCGCUGCGUAAAAAGUCAUGUCCCGGAGAUUUAACUCCAAGUCCUGCACUGAUUACUUUCUGAAAUUGUUCACCGGAUUAUUCUCUGGAGUUUAUAUACCAGAAAUCGCUAGAGAACGCUGGGGGUCCCACUGAAGAGCCGAACCCCUCGCAGCUGUGUUACGCAGCGGCAGAAUAUCGGCGAAACACGUGUCUGGGCUUUUAGCAAGUAUCUAGGUCGGGAGUACGGUAUACUACCAUUACCAUAUAUAUGUAUGUAUAACAGCGAGGAGGGACGACAGUGAAUGCGGGUAGAUUGAUACAGUACUGAUUCGGCCUUAUUCUGCCUUCAUUUAGUCAAUCAUAACCCUGACCAGCAGUUGGGACCAGAAACACAAACAUGCGCACAGAGGCACCUGGCGCAGUUGGUCCACCACUGGGGUCUACCAGAUGGACCAUAACCAAUGCAUCGAACCGAAGUUCAUCAAUGCCUCGCACCUGGGGCUUCUAACCGACGGGUCGCGAGUUCGAGCCCCAGGUGUUCCAUACUUCGGCGUUGGGUAUGACUGGCCGACGACGGCCAAUAAGCCAGAAAUGGCCAUUUCAGUCUCCCCUGUCUUUGUCGGUAAUAUCAUACUGCCUAUAUCAUGCGCCCCUGUGUGGCUGCUGGUUGGGCUCGAGAGAGAGCCCGUAAGGCACAGCGGAACGAGUGACUCCCGCAAGAAUGAUCGAUGAGCGUCCCCUACCAUUAUAAAUAUAUUCACUUAGGAAUAGCCGCUCUGUUUCGCAUUAUUACUCGUAGCAUAAAGCCGUACAAUGAGCAAGGUUACCGGAAGGAGGGAAGGAAGUCCUUGUUUGCGACAGAGAACCUAUCAGCAUCUUUUGAGUAAGAGAAUAAGUGCAGUAAACAGUUUAACCACCUACUUGAAUUUAUUAUUAAAAAGACAAAGUGCGCGACAUUCGUCAGUGAAAUACCCGUCUAAGGCAUUUUAUAAAGAGGCAACUUUUUACGGGGGUUUUAGCGACUGAUCAACAGCGCACUCAUCUUAGGUUUCUCUGUGGACGUUCAUUUUCUUCGGCGAUCAGGUUAAAUGUUUGAGUAUGUCUACAAGUAUGAUAUGAACAGUUUUCUGAUUAAAAAGGGGCGUCUAAGAUCUCACUUUUAAGACAAAAACCUUCAAGGACUAUCUUAUUUUAAAGACCAUGACAAACAAAAUUAUAGAAUAUGCAUUUUUGCAGUCAACUGAGAAUACUGUAAACAAUAAAAUAUUCACUGAUAUUUCAAGAACACUCCAAAACUCAGCGGAGUCUACCAUCGCCAAAAAGCAAACAGUACUUUUAUGGAAAAAUUAACUUGUGACACAGAAAAUUGCAUGCAUACUAUUGUAUCUGGUAAUCCUCAUUUGAUUUCUUAGUGACUAGCCGUUCUCUCGACAUGGGGUCUCGCGAAAAUUAUAUUCCUGCGGCGUUUUAUUUGCGAAAUCAAGCGUAAUCCUAUUCGCCUCACUCAACCGCAUUUUUAUCAGCAUGGAUGGAAAACAAUAACAUCAAAUUCUCCUAACACCAUCUUGGAACAUUAAACAUUUGGCUAGGUACCGUAAUUGACAUUACACUACUUCGUGGAGGAUGUUUAGAUGCCAACUGCAUAAAAACGUUUACAAAAGCUGUAUUAUUUAUGCUGAUUUACGUAUUUAGUUAUUCGUAUGGAUAGGCCAUGUGAAAUUUAACAAAAUUUGUUUGUGCAUUGGGUCUAAAUUUUCGCGAUUUCAAAAAUUCUACUUCUAAUAAGUGUUAUUCCUAACCGAAGUACUAUUACUUUCAGUGAUUAUUUUGCACAGUGACCGAGACCCAUCAAUGUAUGCACAUUUCAGGAGUUUAUUCGCCACAUAUAGUACAGCCUGGAGCAAUUUUGAAAUGUUACACGGGAAAUUAGUUAUAAAAAACCAGAUUAUUUCAAUUAUCUAUUAAAAUGAAUUAGCAAUGCCUACUGAGUUUUCUUGUAGAAUGAGACUCGCGUCAAGAUAGCAGUUUCAUUUAGUCAUUGAGAUGACGUAGCUCAUUUAAAGUUAACUCACAGCAACGCAAUGUUGAAUUAACUGUGAAACCUACCUCCCCGCUCUGAUAGUAAUCACUACUCCCGCAAUGCGUAUUUAUCCUACGGCGCUUUAGUACCUACUUGUACUCAACAAAACUUUGGUUUAAAGCUGCAAAAAACUCCACUUCUUCUACGGGCUCUUCAUAAUGUCCAUUUUUUCAAGGGUUAAUGCUUAAACGAAGAGGUGGGAUUUAAAACUUGGGCAUUGAGAAAUUUUGUGCCCUAAAUUGAGUAUUCGCUUAACGUGAUGCUUACAGGCUUAACGGGGUCGCUCACAAUGCACGCGGCGUCAUCCAAGUCUACCACCAUAUUUCAUGUCCGUCGGUAAGUCGUUGUGUAUAAACUUAAAAAAUUAUACGAAGUUUGUUUACAGACAAAUUUUAGAUACGAUAUAUAGUGCAGAAACUUAGGGAACACCUGAAAUGCGAUUUAGUUCCCAAAAUAGUCGUCAUUUAUAACUAUUUUAAUUCUCUUGCUUAGGACAAACAUAAGCUAAAGCAUGGGAUCACCAUCCACUUUCCUUUAAAGUAAUUUUCACUUGUUAGCCUUGUAAAUAAUAGAUGAAUGUCUUUAUUAUACGCCGUUAUCAACACGCUUCUGCACGCCUUUUGGACAAUUCAAUUAAACAUUGAAUGUUAAGUUUCGUACCUGCUUAAAUACACUCCACAAUAAUGAGCUGAUCCCUCGGAGAAGAAGCGGAAUAAAACUUUCACAGUGGCCGGAUGCUGCUAAGAAACAGUGCUGUCUACGGAAAUGGAUCUUUUUACGCGACCUAAUUUCAGCUAAGGAAGCGUGCAAUGGUGCAACCAACAGAGUGUAAAUACUCUCAACUACUAACGAGUAUAGGCAAGGCUUGCCGCUUCGUACAUCCCACCAAGGUCAAGAUGUCCGACUUAAAGACCAAGACCUGGGAUCAUCUUCACUUUCCAAUCCUUUCGCCUUAUUAAAAAUUUUACAGGCAGAUCGGUGAUAUCAGAAAACGUCAUUGUCAAGGUCACUGACUUUUCCAGCUGACAAUGAAGACUUCCGCCUUCAUUUGUCUGUCAAGGACACUUUUUCUCCCACGCGUAGGCACUUCCGCUCUUUGAGAACGCUGACGUCAUCCCCGCACACUGGCCUGAUGCGCAGUGCCGGCUCAAAUGAUUACAGUUCAUUAUUUGCCGAGCAAGGCAUAUCAACCUUCACUUCCGGCUCCACUUUCAGCUCUGCUUCCAUGAAGUGUUCAGUCUGUGGCAAGGGUGAGAAUGAAAAAGAUACAUUUGAAACACCUAUGCCUCAAGGAUUACUUCUAGUGAACAAUCACUCCGAUUAUCCGGAAGAAGAUGGUACUACUGGGCCACUGCGGUAAGAAGAGAGUGUGCCUUUCAUACGUGUAAACAUAAAGUGUGGUGGCAUCGCUGUUAAUAGGCCUCAGCUUUUAUAGCUGGGCGCACUAAGCCUUACACUGUUUGUCUGAUUAGAGCAGGGUACUUGGACGUGUCUCACGGCCCCACACAUUGAAUUAAACAUCCGAAAAGUGGCCUUAACUGUGAUUGACUGAUCGUCAAAGUGAACCUGACUAAUUCUAUACCUUGUUUACACUCUAAUUACCGUGAAUAAGGCACCAAAUCUCUGAUGGGCUUUCCAUAGGCCCGUGUAGUUGAUGGUCCACGAGAGUUUAAUGUAGUCUAGUGAAACGGCCUCAAUGAAACCCCACAAGGUUGUGGGGACUUGCAAUGAAAAAUUCAGAUACCAAUCAGCACCAGUUGACCGACACACUGUGACCGUCCAAGAAGUGACUUAGUUGAUUCCUUGGGCCUCCGGGAUCCGACGGUAACGAAAUAUUUUUAAGGAUGAGCGUCUGCAUGGAGGGAACAGUGUCAGCAGACUUUGGCGUGCAAAUAACGUUUAAGAAAGUUUUUUUGGGGAGGGUGUGGGUGGCUCUGCUGUGAACUUUCCUGCUGGCGUCAGAGCACACGCCACAAACUACCGCAUUGUCCUCUAAAAGGGUCCGCGUGGCGGACACACAGAGUACAAUUUGAACAGUGAACGAAUCUGCUUGUCGUAUGAACUUUUGUGGCUGAGUUCACAGUCCGCUCCAAACACCUGGGUGGCCUAAAACUAACCACUCCACAGCAGAUCAACCAACAAAAAUUCAGACUCCAUCAAUUACUCCACCUGAUGCUGGAGGACAGCCCACACCCGUAGUACAAAGUGGUCGAGGUCUGAAUUAGAAACAGAGACCUAAAAGAUGGGCAAACUCUAAUGAUUAUCGACUUUAAAAAGGCCUUCGAUAGUGUGCCUCACCACCGUCUUCUAUACAAACUUAGCCGUGCAGGAGUGCGGGGUAAGCUUCUGAUGUGGAUUCGGAGCUUUUUAAUCGGCCGCUCUCAAGCCGUCCACGUCGGUGACCAACAAUCUGCCGAGGUUGCCGUUAAGAGUGGUGUUCCCCAAGGCUCCGUUCUUGGCCCUACGCUUUUCUUCGUAUACGUCAAUGACUGCGCAAACGAACUGAAUUGCGAUGUUGCAAUGUUUGCCGAUGACAUAAAGAUUUGGAGUACCAUACGAAGCGAAGUUGACGAGGCGCGACUGCAGACAAGUCUGGACCACCUCGAGCAAUGGUCGAAAGACUGGCUUCUACCGUUCAACGUAAAUAAGUGUACUUUCCUACGCGUCGGCAGAACCAGUUUAUCCUUCGGAAUCCGAAGUUUAUCCUAAGCUGAGCGAAGGGUUACAAUUAUUCCAAGCCGCCACUAUUCACAGCAAUUUCAUAUUUGGAAGGUGGUAGAUAAAAAAUCCAUGACACGAAAAGAAGAAGAAGAAGAAGAAGAAGAAGAAGGGGGAGAAGAAGAAGAAGAAGAAGAAGAAGAAGAAGAAGAAGAAGAAGAAGAAGAAGAGGAAGAUGAAGGAGAAGAAGAAGAAGAAUCAAUAG